AUGAGCAAACUUCUUACUGUAUUCGGAGCCACGGGCAUGCAAGGUGGAUCACUUAUACAUCAUAUCCUCAACAGACCUGAGCUCUCCAAACUCUUCCAAUUACGUGGCAUCACUCGUGAUGCGUCAAAGCAAGCUGCUGUGUCUCUCCGCGAAAGAGGUGUUGAGAUUGUCCAGGCCGACCUCAGUGACCCGGUUUCACUCGAGCCAGCCGUGGCAGGAUCCUAUGCUGUAUUUGCUGUCACAAACUACUGGGACAACGGCUCUUGCUCUGCUGCUAUCGAAAUUGCCCAGGGUAAAGCCGUCGCUGAUGCUGCUGUCCAGGCAGGCGUCGCCCUUUUGAUCUGGUCUUCACUCCCGAAUAUCACUGAGAUAACCAAUGGUGCGGUGACAACUAUACAUCAUUUCGAUAGCAAGGCAGAGGUCGAGACCUACAUCCGGGGUUUGCCGAUCACUGCCGCUUUCUUCAUGGCUGGUUGGUAUAUGCAGAAUCAUAAAUUUUUGAUGCCUCCUAAGAAGAAUGACGAUGGGACAGUAGUCUUCUCGCAAACUUGGUCGCCCACUACCGUCGUUCCAAUGAUUGACAUCACCGACACCGGCAAGUUCGUGACUCCAAUCCUUCUGAACCCAGACAAGUAUAAUGGCAAAAGCUUCACUUGCGCUACAGCCUUUUAUACUCCAAUUCAACUUGUCGAUGGUUGGACGACGGUGACUGGGAGGACGGUGACAUAUGAGCAGAUCGGCUCUGACAAAAAGCAAGGAAACUUGACAGCUGAAAUGCAGAAGCAGCUCAAGGAUAGUACAGAAGGGAUCAAUACCUGGAGCUAUUUCGGGCCAAAUGGGGAGAAAGAUCUAGAGUGGACACUUGCACAACUUGAGGAGAAGCUGACUAGCUGGGAGGAGUUCUUGAGAAACAACGAGCCCUGGUUCCCCGAAGCAUGA
Mollisia scopiformis is the source of this 939-nucleotide messenger RNA. RefSeq names its product NmrA family transcriptional regulator. NCBI's taxonomy places the organism in Eukaryota, Fungi, Ascomycota, Leotiomycetes, Helotiales, Mollisiaceae. Bases 1 to 939 code for a protein of 312 amino acids. The transcript is spliced from 3 exons. The record is from RefSeq and is a predicted model, not a curated record.